Messenger RNA from Oryzias latipes (Japanese medaka), 2805 nucleotides. RefSeq names its product succinate dehydrogenase complex, subunit A, flavoprotein (Fp) (gene sdha). Gene Ontology annotation, cellular component: respiratory chain complex II (succinate dehydrogenase). Gene Ontology annotation, biological process: mitochondrial electron transport, succinate to ubiquinone; tricarboxylic acid cycle. NCBI's taxonomy places the organism in Eukaryota, Metazoa, Chordata, Actinopteri, Beloniformes, Adrianichthyidae. The record is from RefSeq and is a predicted model, not a curated record. Gene Ontology annotation, molecular function: succinate dehydrogenase (quinone) activity; flavin adenine dinucleotide binding; electron transfer activity.
AAUAUUUCUUCCCCACCAGCGCUUCAACAUUCUGAGCUGGCAACAUGGCGAGUGUUCGCGCUGCGUCUCGUCUCCUUUCCAGGAGGGCGAUCUCUAAUAUUAAAGCAGUUCCUGCUGCUGCAGUUCAAAAUUCAAGGAACUUUCACUUCUCCAUCUACGGCAAAAAGAAUAAUGCCAAAGUUUCAGAUGACAUAUCCACUCAGUAUCCAGUGGUGGACCAUGAGUUUGAUGCAGUGGUGGUGGGAGCCGGAGGAGCGGGGCUGCGGGCCGCUUUCGGCCUGUCUGAGGCCGGCUUUAACACUGCCUGCGUCACCAAGCUCUUCCCCACCAGAUCCCACACUGUUGCUGCACAGGGUGGGAUCAAUGCGGCUCUGGGAAAUAUGGAGGAUGACGACUGGAGGUGGCAUUUCUAUGACACAGUGAAGGGAUCUGACUGGCUUGGAGACCAGGAUGCUAUUCAUUACAUGACGGAGCAGGCUCCUGCUGCUGUCGUGGAGCUGGAAAAUUUUGGCAUGCCGUUCAGCCGCACUGAGGAUGGGAAGAUUUACCAGAGAGCCUUUGGAGGUCAGAGUCUGAAGUAUGGAAAAGGAGGUCAGGCUCAUCGCUGCUGCUGUGUAGCAGACAGAACAGGUCACUCGCUGCUGCAUACUCUUUAUGGAAGGUCACUCCGUUAUGACACCAGCUACUUUGUGGAGUACUUUGCUCUGGACCUGCUGAUGGAAGAUGGGCAGUGCAAAGGAGUGAUCGCUCUCUGCAUGGAGGAUGGAUCUAUUCACCGCUUCAGAUCCCAAAACACCGUCAUUGCCACAGGAGGCUAUGGAAGAACCUAUUUCAGCUGCACAUCUGCCCACACAAGCACAGGAGACGGAAACGCCAUGGUGACCAGAGCUGGUCUGCCCUGUCAGGACUUGGAGUUUGUGCAGUUUCACCCCACUGGGAUCUAUGGAGCCGGUUGCCUGAUCACAGAAGGCUGCCGUGGUGAAGGAGGAAUCUUGAUCAACAGUGAGGGAGAGCGCUUCAUGGAGCGUUACGCCCCCAACGCCAAAGACCUGGCCUCCAGGGACGUGGUGUCCCGCUCCAUGACCAUAGAGAUCAGGGAGGGCAGGGGUGUCGGUCCAGAGAAGGACCACGUGUACUUGCAGCUUCAUCAUCUGCCUCCUCAGCAGCUGGCCGCAAGGCUGCCCGGUAUCUCGGAGACGGCAAUGAUCUUUGCUGGAGUUGACGUCACCAAAGAGCCCAUCCCCGUCCUGCCCACAGUCCACUACAACAUGGGAGGAAUCCCCACAAACUACAAAGGACAGGUAAUCGAUUAUACAGAUGGUAAGGACAAAGUGGUGCCUGGACUUUACGCCUGCGGUGAGGCAGCUUGUGCGAGCGUCCAUGGGGCCAACAGGCUGGGUGCUAACUCCCUGCUGGACUUGGUUGUCUUCGGGAGAGCCUGUGCCCUCACUAUUGCUAGUGAGCACAAACCUGGAGAGAAGCUGUCGCCCCUGAAACCCAAUGCAGGAGAGGAGUCUGUGGCCAACAUGGACAAGCUCCGGUUUGCCAGUGGGAGUCUGAGAACCUCUGAGAUCCGACUUAACAUGCAGAAGACCAUGCAGAACCACGCUGCCGUUUUCCGUACCGGCUCAGUCUUGAAAGAAGGAUGCGAUAAGAUGGACGACAUUUACCAGACCCUGGAUCAAAUAAAAACCUUCGACAGAGGCAUUGUGUGGAACACAGACUUGGUGGAAUCAUUGGAGCUGCAGAACUUGAUGCUGAAUGCUGUUCAGACCAUCCACUCUGCUGAGCAGAGAAAGGAGAGCAGAGGAGCCCAUGCUAGAGAGGACUUCAAAGUUCGCGUGGAUGAGUUUGAUUACUCCAAGCCGCUGCAGGGUCAGGAGAAGAAACCCUUCGACCAGCACUGGAGGAAGCACACACUGUCUUACGUCGACCGCAAAACUGGAAAGGUGACCCUGAAGUACCGUCCCGUCAUUGACACCUCCCUGGAUGAAGAGGACUGUGCCCACGUUCCCCCCGCCAUCAGAUCCUACUAAUAUCUCAAACCCAUCCAUGUUCACUUACUCCUUACUCAGUUACAGAAUGUUAGUCAUACUGCUCUUCAAUAAAAUCCCGUCUGUAGCAAGAGAUCGCAAUGUAAAACAGUCAGUGGCGUGUCUUUGCAGAGGUUAAACGCAGUGUCGUCUCAUCAGCUUCCAGUGCUUCGUGUCACUCGUGACCUACCAUCCAGUUUGGCUUUUAGUUGCAUCGCAUGUGAUGUACUAAAUGUUUCAGUAAUUCUCACCUAUACUCCAGAGUGAAGAGGCAAUGAGAAUGAUGGUAGUUCAACUUCUCUGAGACAGAAGGAAGACUUUAAAGUAUGUAAAUAUUGCACAAGUGCACAAGCAAUGCAGUGAUGCUCACCACCCCUCACUCCCUGCAGCUUUUUAGGGUUUGAAAGUAUUUACUGAUCAAACAUCGCUUAAUAUUCUUCUGAUGUUGUCAUCAUUAUGCCUGCUCAUACGUUUUGUUGUUGUUGCCUUUUCUCUGAACUCUGAAGAGAUUUUGAAUAAAAAGGGCAGUAAUUGCUGCAGUGCACAGGAAUAAAUGGGGAUUUGAAAAAAGAAAACUGUUCUGAGAUUUCCCUGUGUUUGUGUGGCAUUGCAUCUAAAUGCAUAAAUCUUUGCAUUUAUAUUGACGGUUGUUAGGAAUCAAUAACCAGGGUGUUUUAAUUUAUUUGAAAAACAGUAAAAAAAAAAAAUAUUGUUUUGCCAUUUGUACUGGUUUCCAUACCUUCAAUAAAAUGUCUGCUAUAAUCGGAAGAAA